GGUAGCACUUGACAGCUGCUGUCAGGACCCUUCGGCCCUCAUCUCCCGCACACAUACACACACACUCACAUCCUUUCUUUCUCUCUCUCUCUCUCUGUAUACCAUCAUCUCUUUUAUACCACCUCAACACCUUUACUAUACUUGACUAUUGUAAUCGCACUUCCCCUGGCAGCAGCCUCCUUUUUGACCAUCCAGCACAUCCAGCGCAUCCAGCACAUCCAAUCACUACCCCGCUUUUUGUACUAGCUCAACAUCACCUGCAGGACACCAUGAGCACACUGGCCACGUUGAUGGAGGGCGCCCAACGCGAGGACCCACGCGCACAGUACCUUCUCGGCAAAUACUUUGAGGAAGGACAGGAGGGAUCCCAGAAGAACCCAGGUCAGGCCCUUCAAUGGUACACCAAGGCCGCUUACAACGGCGAAAACGACGCUCUCUUCCGGGCAGCAUACUGUUACGAACACGGCAUUGGAACGGUUCCCAAUCUCAAGGGUGCAGAAGACUGGUACCUGGCUGCCGCUAACAAGGGCCAUCUCGAAGCACAGUUCCACCUCGCGGAGCUGUACACCCGUGGAGGGCCCGGCGUGACCAAGAACCUGAAGGCGGCCUUUGACUUGUAUUUGAAGGCAGCCUAUGCGAGCCAUACCCCAUCGACCCGACGUGUAGGCGAGUGCUUGAUGCGAGGUGAGGGGUGCCAGGCGACGGCGGAGGGCGCUUCUAUGUGGCUCGAGACCGCGGCUAAGAACGGGGAUGCAAAGUCGACAAUUCGUCUUGCAGAACUCUAUAGCACUGGAGUUGGCUCCGAGUUCCCGGCGGAUGCGGAAAGGGCCUUUGGGUGGUGGAUGACAGCAGCAUCAGCCAAGGAUGGAUCGAUUGAUGUCAUUGACAAGUCGCUGGCACAGUUCAAGGUUGCGGAUGCGCUGCUGAAUGGCAAAGGAACAGAGACCAAUAUCAAGGUCGGGCUGGAGUGGUUGCUGCAAUCGGCGCAGGACGGACAUCCAGAGGCAAUGCAUGUGUAUGCCAGGACACUGAACAACCCCAUUCCAUCGUCUGACAUGAUAAAGGACACCAAUUUGGCGAUGGAAUGGCUCGAGAGGGCAGCGACCGCAGGAUGGCCAGAGUCCCUGUUGAGUCUGGGAAAUGCUCACCAGUACGGCAUGUACGGUAAAGUGGUCGACUACGAGCAGGCGUUUUACUUUUAUGAGAAAGCAGCGGAAAAGGGUAACGGAAAGGCGAUGGCAACGCUCGGCAACAUGUACUCGCAAGGGCAGGGCACAUCAAAAUCAGCCGAGAAGGCAUUCGAAUGGUGGCUCAAGGCAGCACAGCUCGGAGUGCCAGUCGCGCAAAAUGAAAUCGGAUACUGCUACAGAGACGGCUGGGGCACGAAUCAGAACCUCAAGGGCGCCGUCGAGUGGUUCACAGCCGCAGCCAACAAUGGUCAUGCGGACGCGUGCUGUGCGCUGGCAUUGUCAUAUAUUAACGGCCGAGGAGUUCCUGCUAACAUGGAGAUGGCGUUCGAGUGGUUCAAUAAGGGCGCGGAGCUGGGAUCUGGAAAGGCCAUGUACAACCUGGGUAUGAUGUACAAGAAGGGCGACUUUGUGCAAAAGGACGACAAGAAGAAGUUUGCCUGGUAUGAAAACGCCCUCAGGAACAACUACGAGGAAGCGGCGUAUGAUCUCGGCGUGUGCUACCUGAACGGCGAGAGCGGAUCUAAGGACCCAGCCAAGGCUCGCGAGUUAUUUGUCCGGGCCAACAACAAUGCAAACUCUGCAGAGGCCUGUAUCAAUCUCGCUGCGAUGGCUGUGAAUGAACGGAAUGACUGGGCUGAGGCGUUUGAGUGGCAGAUGGCAGCAGCAUCUAAGGGUCAUGCGAUUGGGAUGCGGCGAGUGGCAAUCAUGUACAAGGAAGGCAAGGGUGUUGGGGUCAAUCCCAAGGAGGCAUUCUCGUGGUUCCUGCGGGCAGCACAGGCAGGUGAUGUGCCGUCGAUGGGCCAUCUAGCCAACUGCUACAAGACAGGAUUCGGCACGGAAAAGCACCCUGAGAAUGCAACGUCGUGGGAGAUCAAGGCAAUGCAGGGCCAGGUGGUUGCACAGGGCGUCAACUUCAAGUAGCCGGCGUAUCCAUAUUACAAUCCAGAAAGACACUAUAAGCUACAGUACAGGAAUUAAAAUAACCCCUAAUUCACAUACACCAUCGCACCGUUCAAGAGCCCAGGAUGCAUGAAGCAAGCAAUCACACUUUUCACUCCUUCGUCUCGUAUUUGGCACUUCGCGCUCUGCGAUAACCUUAAAUGUUUUACUCCACGUUCCUCGUCUCAGAAAAAAUUAACCUGACUUGGGGAUGCGUUCGAACGUCUUUGUGGAGGGGACCAACCAGUGACUCGAGAAGUAAGGUCCUCUAAUAGGAGCAAUAAAACUAAGCAAGCUGCAGCAGAGCACGUCCAGGGCAGCGGAUAAGGC
Molecule: messenger RNA, 2459 nt
Organism: Gamsiella multidivaricata
Lineage: Eukaryota; Fungi; Mortierellomycota; Mortierellomycetes; Mortierellales; Mortierellaceae
Exons: 2
Coding region: 270-2111 (613 amino acids)
Molecular function (GO): protein binding
Source: RefSeq, a predicted model, not a curated record